AUGCGCCUUCUCCUCUUCAGCGGCUCUCAGUCGCCGCUGGCGGUGCGAUACCCACACCCGAAGGACCCGAAGCUCGUCCUGCCCCCCCUGGUGCACCGCGCCCUGCAUACAGCUCUGGACACAAAGCCCCCGUCCGCUGCUCUCAACUCUCACACGAAUACUCUCAUCAUUCCCAAGCCCGAAGCUCUCAACAAACACACUCCAGCAGAGUAUGAGCAGGAGGAUUUCGAGGUGACUGUCAAGAUCCAGCUGAGAAGAGAACAAUCGACACAGGAAUAUCUUGAGAGCAUCCGAUCUGCACUCGAGAUUCUGUCAACCCGGAAGGGCUUGUCAACACCUGAUGUAGUUCUCGUUGGGCUGCCAGAAGGAACAUUGGGCAGUUCUUCCAGCGUGAAGAAAUGGGGAACGAUGAACCUCAGCGUCGCGGAGUUGGAGGAGCUCUGCAAAGUGCAGGCGCCAUUCGUAGACGAACUGGACGUUCCCGACUGCACGACGUUGCCGGCUGAAUUCACUUCCUUUGCUAAAAGCAAUGAAAUCCAGCUCUGGCCAAGCGGGGGCGGUAUGGGCUCGGUCGAACUGCACAACCUUCUCCAGGAAUUCCAGCCAGUGGCUGCGUCGCUGGCGCCCUCGGUCGACGUGACAGCUCUUGCAAGCCUGGUCCCGUUACGAGCCGACGGCAGUGGAUACGAACCGGCCGUGCAGCCAGGUGUCAGCGUUGACUGGGUACUGACUUACACGUUACUGUCCCGUUCCCGGAACAUUGUGAAGGACAAGGGGUGGGUACAUGAUGUUGACUCCGGUUGA
Trichosporon asahii var. asahii CBS 2479 is the source of this 804-nucleotide messenger RNA. RefSeq lists its product as uncharacterized. NCBI's taxonomy places the organism in Eukaryota, Fungi, Basidiomycota, Tremellomycetes, Trichosporonales, Trichosporonaceae. Gene Ontology annotation, molecular function: enzyme regulator activity; glutamate-cysteine ligase catalytic subunit binding. The record is from RefSeq and is a predicted model, not a curated record. The transcript is spliced from 4 exons. Gene Ontology annotation, biological process: glutathione biosynthetic process. Bases 1 to 804 code for a protein of 267 amino acids. Gene Ontology annotation, cellular component: glutamate-cysteine ligase complex.